GCCCGGCGGCCGGGGGGCGUGGCCAGGGCUCCCGGUAGCUCCGCCCCUUGCAUCCCGCCCCGCCCGCUCGCCCCGCGGGCCCUGGAGCUCGCCCCGCGCCGCCGCCGCCGCCGCAGGUUUUUUCAUUUUAUACCUGCAAAUUUUCUGCAAUCCAAAGAUGGCAGCAAAUAAGCCUAAAGGGCAGAAUUCAUUGGCUUUGCACAAAGUCAUCAUGGUGGGAAGUGGUGGCGUAGGAAAAUCUGCUUUAACACUACAGUUUAUGUAUGAUGAGUUUGUAGAAGAUUAUGAGCCCACCAAAGCAGACAGCUACAGGAAAAAGGUGGUUCUGGAUGGAGAAGAAGUCCAAAUUGAUAUAUUAGACACAGCAGGGCAGGAGGACUAUGCUGCAAUUAGAGACAACUACUUCCGAAGCGGAGAAGGCUUUCUUUGUGUCUUCUCUAUUACAGAGCUGGAAUCAUUUGCAGCUACUGCAGACUUCAGGGAGCAGAUCUUAAGAGUAAAAGAAGAUGAGAAUGUUCCUUUUUUGCUAGUUGGUAACAAAUCAGAUUUGGAAGAUAAAAGGCAAGUUUCUAUAGAGGAAGCAAAAAACAGAGCUGAUCAGUGGAAUGUUAACUAUGUGGAAACUUCUGCAAAAACACGAGCUAAUGUUGACAAGGUGUUUUUUGAUUUAAUGAGAGAAAUUAGAGCCAGAAAAAUGGAAGACAGCAAAGAGAAGAAUGGGAAGAAGAAAAGAAAAAGCCUAGCUAAGAGGAUCAGAGAAAGAUGUUGCAUUUUAUAAUCAAAACCCUGAAUUCCUUUCCUACCCUGACCAUACUAAUAAAAAAAAAAAACAAAACAUAAUUUAUAAGCAUGCCAUUGAAGGCUCAAGUGACUGAAAUUACUCUAAUAUGUUGGAAAUCGUAAUGUACCACUAAAAGCAUGAAUUGGAGCUGCACUGAAAGUCAAAUUCACUGAAAAAAAAUAAGGUGGCUUCAAGAGAAGCAAAGUUCAGUCCAUUUCAUAAUUGCCUACCUUCUCACAUUUCUUCUGAAUGUAGUGUUUCAUAGGCAGUCUUUUCUUUAAUAGUAAACGGGGAGGGGGGGAGUACUACUUUGUGGGUUCUUGUAAAGCAUACAUUUUUUUAAUCAUUGAUAAUUGUCACUUCAUCUUGUCUUUUGUUGCCUUGAAAAGUACAAUUGUGAACGUGAUACCUAACCAAGCGGUAUGCAGUUGUUUUGACAUGGAGUUAUGCAAAUCGGAAAAGAAUAAUGUAUAUGCGAACAGUUAUGCUGGGGAAAAUUACAUGUGGUUCUGCAUUACCUGAUUAACCUAGAAGAGUGAUGUAAUCUUUUACAUUGAAACAUUUGAAUAUGCCUUAAUUUUAAAACCUAAUCAUAGCAGGUUGCUUAGUCAAGGGUGUAUUUUCAACUUCUUGCAUGGAGACUGUCCCUGUGCAUUGGUGCGAGACUGCCCUCCCUGUAGAGUGCAGUUAUGUGAAUGGUUUUGGUAACUAGCUGUCUGCUAGCAGCGUCUGUUCUGUAAAUGUGUGCCAUACUCUGGUAUUGUGAAUAAUACAGAGCAUACUCAGUCAUCUGUAGCUUGGUAAACAAUAUGGUAUCUUAAAGCUAAAUGGUCAGAAUACGUGUGAGAUGGAGGUCAUAAGGCUAUGGCACAUCUACACCUGGAAUGGUCAUUUAAAACUUAACCCGCUGAUACCUUGAAACUUCCCUUUUGCGAGUAGUUUUCUGUCUAGAUGUUGCUUGGGUUUUAACUCCCUGGAGUAGGGUGGAGUGGAGAUGAUUCAGUAGCGCUAAUUUAUUUUGAGUUAAGAUGUUGUCCGGGAAAUUCUGGUGUCAUCAGUUAAUUUUUUUUGUGUGUGUUCCUGAUACUCAGCUAUGGGAACACGCUGUGUUAUGCUGAAGCUCUUUGCAGGUUUUGUACUGUUUAGUCUAGUUUAUGUUGAUUUUAAAACGGGGAACGUUGUAGCUACUUUUUCUAGUUCAUGUUGAUAUUAAACAAUCAAACAUGCUUUGCAAUAGAGAAACACUUACCAUGUGCAUCCAAAAUCCCCAAACAAAACGUACUGCCUCAGUUGCUUCGGAAUAGCAAGAAUAGCACACGGUUAGCGUGCUGCAUCUUAACUAAAAAUAUACCAGAACGUUUGAGGGUUUUGGACUCCUCUGGGGUAAGAUGGGCUAGAUCAAUUCCACAAACUGUUACACUUUUUAUACAUGUGUAAGCCUAUAACUGACAGUAUAAAAUGUGCUCAAGCAAACUAGGUAACAAAUAUUUAACUUCCAUGCUAACAGACAUUUUAGGGACUCAAGUCUUAGAAGUUAUAUUUGUCAUGUUAAAUAUUUAUCAAUAGGAAUUUUGUAUGUGCAUUUAGUAGACUGCCAAGUGCAGAAUUAAAGUUACUCAUGUAACUAUGGCAAAUAAGCCAAUCUUCAUCUUACUGCGUACUCAUUUUGGUCUAUUUAGCCAGGGAGUGUAACCACUAACAUUGUGACUUUGCUUUGGAACCUGUAUGCUGGGAACUGAGGUGUUAUGAAGCCACCAGACACGUGAAACUUGUCUUGGCUGAUGCCUUACUCUGUCCUUUUAUUUGCUAUUUGAGCCAUUGAAAGAUGAAUAAACUUCCACUUUUUUUAAAUA
Oxyura jamaicensis (ruddy duck) is the source of this 2634-nucleotide messenger RNA. It is a transcript of the gene RALA, whose product is annotated as RAS like proto-oncogene A. Gene Ontology annotation, biological process: Ras protein signal transduction; regulation of exocytosis. Gene Ontology annotation, molecular function: GTP binding; GTPase activity; GDP binding. The record is from RefSeq and is a predicted model, not a curated record. NCBI's taxonomy places the organism in Eukaryota, Metazoa, Chordata, Aves, Anseriformes, Anatidae. The transcript has 5 exons. Gene Ontology annotation, cellular component: plasma membrane. Bases 158 to 778 code for a protein of 206 amino acids.